GAUUCAAAGCCCUCAAUUUAUUACGGCCCACUAUUCUUUUAGUAAAAACAAGACCUGUCUCCUCAUGAAACAAGUGAAUUUUUCACCGAGAAAGGCUAUGGUCUCUUUUAUUUCCAAUCAAACUCUUGAUGUUGUUGCCAAUCUUGAUAUACCAUCCUUUACUGAUGAUCCAAUAAGUAUAAAUAUCCUAGGUCAUUGCAAUGGCAUAAUUUGUCUUUGUGACUGUUUUAGUGGUAUUCUUUUGUGGAACAUUGCGACUAAGGAAUUUAAAAUUCUCCCUAUGUGUCCUUUUGAGGGUCCACCAAGCUCUGAAAAUACCAUUGAUGUAGCUGGUCUGGGUUAUGAUUCCAAGAGAGAUGAGUAUAAAGUAAUUAGGAUUGACACAUUUUGGGAGGGUGAUUUCGACAAAGUCCCCCGAGGUAACCGAGUUGCUUUGUACAACUUAACUACUGAUUCUUGGAGAAAGUUGAAUGACAACUUAACUGCUGAAUUCUUCCAUAGUUAUAGGAACUAUCAAGUCUACUCCAACGGAUUUUAUCACUGUUUGGCAGAUGUUGAUAGUGAAGAAUUGCUCCUCUCAUUUGACAUGAGUAAUGAAGUUUUCGUUACAACACCAUUCCCUGAUGGGAGAUUGGAUGGCUGCUAUGAUGUAUGGGUGUUGGGUGAACUUGGUCUAAAGAACUCUUGGACAAAAUUAUUCACCAUUGAAUCUCUUCCUCCUGCCACUACACCAUUAGGAGUGGGCAGCGAUGGUGAAAUCUUCCUUGUUAACGAAGAAAGCAAAUUUCUGGCGUGGCAUCAUCGAGAAAACAAAGAGAUAAAGACACUCCAAUUUGAAGGAACUGCAUUAGAGCUAGCAAUGUAUGCAGAGAGCCUAGUUUCUUUCAGGGGAGGAACUGCAUUCAACCAUUAAUUUUCAUUUGCUGAUACUUACAAUUUAGUUAUGCUUUUACUCAAUGUUCAACCUUUUACUAUCAAGAUAAACUGUAUUGGUACCUUUGCAUUGAGAAACAUCUGUUAGAUUUUCUUCUCUCAUUUUCUUUUAUCUUACAUGGCAUUCAAUUUUCAGUCUUUGGUUUUCUAAUGAAUAUAUAGACGUAGGCCAUUGGAGUUUCUUGCUAUUGCCUAAAGAUGGUAACGUCAGUGGUUUUUAGAUCGAUUUCAUGGCUAUUACAAGGGUGAAUGCUACCUGGAGUCGAUAGAAAAGUGCCAAUUUGAUUGACGGAACCUCACUUGUGCAUCUUUGACAAUAUAAACAGUACAACAGGUUUUGCUGUUUUCGAAUAAACUUGGGGAAUUAAGUACAAAUUUCUUGGUUGUGUUUAAUUUGUCCUAGUUAACGCAUCUAUUUUCUUUCGUUUUAUGUUUAAAGUUGAUGGUUUUGAUUAAAAAAUUCGUGGUGGAGCUUAAUUAAUCUAACUUUGGCCUUUUCUGGUUU
Molecule: messenger RNA, 1438 nt
Organism: Durio zibethinus
Lineage: Eukaryota; Viridiplantae; Streptophyta; Magnoliopsida; Malvales; Malvaceae
Source: RefSeq, a predicted model, not a curated record